AUGGUUGUUGUUGAUGUUAUUGUAUCAUUUUUAAUAUCUAAACAUUUUGCUAUCCGAUGUCAUCGCAUAAUUGAUAAAAAUGUGUGGCAUGCAGUGACCACUUCAAUUUUUCUAUUCUGGAGUUGCGUCACAACUCACUUCACAUUGGGGACACGACAAUAUCAAAUGUUCGAGCAAAGUUUGCUUCAGACAAAUGACUUUUUCUCAGAUGAAACAAAAAGAACUGAUUGCUCAUUUCCCUAG
This is a messenger RNA of Clunio marinus, 243 nucleotides long. Lineage: Eukaryota; Metazoa; Arthropoda; Insecta; Diptera; Chironomidae. The record is from the annotation of a GenBank genome assembly.